CUCUGGGUCGCUCCCGGGCUAAGCGUCGGCAAGUUCUGUAGAGAAACUCGGGCAACCUUUGGUCAAGCGGCCCAGGAAGGGCGGGGCUUGGAGGCCUCGUUCUGCGCAUGCGCCGAAGGGGCGUGGCGGUCGCACCUGCGCGAGUUGGGGGAAGGAGGAGGGGCGAGGUGACGCAGGCGUAAUAAUAGAGAAGGUGCCAGAAAGAUCCAAAACAAGUGGCUGCGGCCGUCGCCCAGGAGUCAUCGGACGCCAGAAUCUGGCCGGGUUCUGAGCUUGUUCCGCCUCCCUCCCCCGGGAAUGGCGCUAUCCGGGUCGACCCCGGCCCCGUGCUGGGAGGAGGAUGAGUGCCUGGACUACUACGGGAUGCUGUCGCUUCACCGUAUGUUCGAGGUGGUGGGCGGGCAACUGACCGAGUGCGAGCUGGAGCUCCUGGCCUUUCUGCUGGAUGAGGCUCCUGGCGCCGCCGGAGGCUUAGCCCGGGCCCGCAGCGGCCUAGAGCUCCUGCUGGAGCUGGAGCGCCGCGGGCAGUGCGACGAGAGCAACCUGCGGCUGCUGGGGCAACUCCUGCGCGUGCUGGCCCGCCACGACCUGCUGCCGCACCUGGCGCGCAAGCGGCGCCGGCCAGUGUCUCCAGAACGCUAUAGCUAUGGCACCUCCAGCUCUUCAAAGAGGACAGAGGGUAGCUGCCGUCGCCGUCGGCAGUCAAGCAGUUCUGCAAAUUCUCAGCAGGGUCAGUGGGAGACAGGCUCCCCCCCAACCAAGCGGCAGCGGCGGAGUCGGGGCCGGCCCAGUGGUGGUGCCAGACGGCGGCGGAGAGGGGCCCCAGCCGCACCCCAGCAGCAGUCAGAGCCCGCCAGACCUUCCUCUGAAGGCAAAGUGACCUGUGGCUGUACAAGAAGCAGGGUGCCAGCAUCUGCUUCUGUUGAGGACCUCCGGAAGCUUCCAUUCAUGGUGGAAGGCCAAGGGGAGCAGGCUUGUCACAUGACAUCCGGCUCCGGGUUCGAGCAGAGUACUGCGAGCAUGGGCCAGCCUUGGAGCAGGGCGUGGCAUCCCGGCGGCCCCAGGCGCUGGCGCGGCAGCUGGACGUGUUUGGGCAGGCCACCGCAGUGCUGCGCUCAAGGGACCUGGGCUCUGUGGUUUGUGACAUCAAGUUCUCAGAGCUCUCCUAUCUGGACGCCUUCUGGGGCGACUACCUGAGUGGCGCCCUGCUGCAGGCCCUGCGGGGCGUGUUCCUGACUGAGGCCCUGCGAGAGGCUGUGGGCCGGGAGGCUGUUCGCCUGCUGGUCAGUGUGGAUGAGGCUGACUAUGAGGCUGGCCGGCGCCGCCUGUUGCUGAUGGAGGAGGAAGGGGGGCGGCGCCCGACAGAGGCCUCCUGAUCCAGGACUGGCAGGAUUGAUCCCACCUCCAAGUCUCCGGGCCACCUUCUCCUGGGAGGACGACCAUCUCUACCCCUAGAGGACUGUCACUCUAGCAUCUUUGAGGACUGCGACAGGACCGGGACAGCAGGCCCCUUGACAGCCCCUCCCACAGGAUGUGGGCUCUGAGGCCUAAACCAUUUCCAGCUGAGUUUCCUUCCCAGACUCCUCCUACCCCCAGGUGUGCCCCCUUAGCCUCCGGAGGCGGGGGCUGGGCCUGUAUCUCAGAAGGGAGGGGCACAGCUACACACUCACCAAAGGCCCCCCUGCACAUUGUAUCUCUGAUCUUGGGCUGUCUGCACUGUCACAGGUGCACACACUCGCUCAUGCUCACACUGCCCCUGCUGAGAUCUUCCCUGGGCCUCUGCCCUGGCCUGCUUCCCAGCACACACUUCUUUGGCCUAAGGGCUUCUCUCUCAGGACCUCUAAUUUGACCACAACCAACCUGGGCUUCAGCCACAUCAGUGGGCACUGGAGCUGGGGUGCACAUGGGGCCUGCUCACCUUGCCCACACAUCUCCAGCCAGCCAGGGCCCUGCCCAGCUUCAAUUUACAGACCUGACUCUCCUCACCUUCCCCCCUGCUGUCCAGAGCUGAACAUAGACUUGCACUUGGAUGUCACCUGGAGUGUCACAUGGGAGUGUUAUGGCAGCAUCAUACCAAGGCCUACUGUUGCACAUGGGGCCAAAACCAGUAAACAGCCACCUUCUUGGAAAGGGAAUGCAAAGGCUUUGGGGGUGAUGGAAAAGACCUUUUACAAAUGAUACCAAUUAAACUGCCCUGGAAAGGGCAUAGGUGGGCA
Molecule: messenger RNA, 2216 nt
Organism: Homo sapiens (human)
Lineage: Eukaryota; Metazoa; Chordata; Mammalia; Primates; Hominidae
Gene: DEDD2
Product: death effector domain containing 2
Exons: 7
Coding region: 298-1197 (299 amino acids)
Biological process (GO): apoptotic process; regulation of apoptotic process
Cellular component (GO): nucleolus
Source: RefSeq, a predicted model, not a curated record